Molecule: messenger RNA, 2361 nt
Organism: Helicoverpa zea (corn earworm)
Lineage: Eukaryota; Metazoa; Arthropoda; Insecta; Lepidoptera; Noctuidae
Exons: 1
Coding region: 53-802 (249 amino acids)
Molecular function (GO): oxidoreductase activity
Source: RefSeq, a predicted model, not a curated record
AUGGAUGAGUUUAAUUUAGUACCUACUGAACUUUAUCCGGUGGAUACUGACGAUGAGUUUUCUAAAUAAAGUGGUUAUUGUGACUGGCAGCAGCUCUGGUAUUGGAGCUGCCAUUGCCAUUAAAUUCGCAGAAGAAGGCGCUAAGGUCGCUAUAGUAGGAAGAAACCAGGAGAAACUGAACAACGUCGCUAAGAAAUGUGGCAAACCAUUAAUGCUCGUCGCUGACGUCACUAAAGAAGAAGACGCUAAAAGAAUUGUAGAUGAAACUGUGAAAGUAUUUGGCAAACUGGAUGUUUUGGUAAACAAUGCUGGCAUCGGUGGAGGUAGUUCCAUUACAGCUGAUAAUGCCAUGGAAAUCUUUGAUAAAGUAAUGAAUACAAAUCUUCGUGCACCAGUUUAUUUAACUCAUCUCGCUGCUCCACACCUUGUAAAAACAAAAGGUAAUAUUGUGAACAUAUCGAGUGUAGCUGCGUUAAAAAUUCUUAUGCCGGAGGUCUUUGCAUAUUCCGCGUCGAAGGCUGCCUUAGAUCAUUUCAGUAGAGCUGUGGCACUAGAACUUGCGUCGAGCGGUGUUCGUGUGAAUACUGUUAAUCCUGGACCCGUGAAAACUGAUAUUAUUGAAAAUAUGGGUCUAUCAGAGACAGAUCAAGCAGCUACAUUUAAACACAUGGAAGACAUGACGGCACUGAAAAGAAUAUCUGAUUCUGAAGAAAUAGGUGAUCUUGUUUUGUUCCUAGCUAGCGAUAAGGCUAAGGCAAUUACUGGUUCGUCAUAUGUUAGUGAUAAUGGGAUGUUAUUGUAAGCUACGGAUUUAAUAACAACAAAUGUUUACAAAAUAUUUAUAUAGAACAGUGACUCGUUUUAAGUCCUAUAAUAAAAUAUUAACUCUUAGGGCAUGUUUUUUAUUUAAGAAAAUAAAAUAUAGUAUUCAUAAGUAGAAGAAUAUAGAUAACUCGGUCGGUCCUUCCCCGGCUUAGCAUUGUUGCAUUUUAAUCCUAAAGUAUUUUAGAGGAGCACAUUCCCGGCUAUUACGUAGGUAUAGGGAUUUUCUCAAAAAAAAGUAACUUCUGUCGAAGUUGCACCAUACAAAAAGAGUAAUACUAAUAUCAUCGUGACUACGCAUAUUAAAACAAAUUCAACAGUUAUGUGCUUCACAACUAUCUUAUCUGUUAUUAUUAGUAUCUCUAGUCUCUCGCCGACUGCACCUACCUAGGUGGAACACCUGAUGAUAUUAUUUACAACAAUUUACAAUGUUUAAAACAAUCAGUACGGUCCAUAAUACAAUAUUUAUAUUUUUUUCACUUUGCCACUCAGCAACCUUUUUCUUCCCUAGGCAUGUAAUUUUUGCAUUCGUUGAGUAUUAUCCAUUACGUAUUUUCAGAUAAAGACUGAUAACUGCUACUAUACCUAGUCGUUCAGUAAUGAUUUUAUCUUUAAAUCUCCGCUCGUCCCAACUUACAUUGCUGAUUAAUAUUUUUUUUUUAUGAUUAGAUAGUCGGCUUUAUCAUAUUAUUUAAACUAGGUUUCAUAAUUUGUUCUCUCCAGUGUUAGACUGAGUUUUGAAAUACGAGUAACAAAAUGAGUUUCCAAGACAAAGUGGUUAUUGUGACUGGCAGCAGCUCUGGUAUUGGAGCAGCCAUUGCUGUUCAAUUCGCAGAAGAAGGCGCUAAGGUUGCUAUAGUAGGAAGAAACCAGGAGAAACUGAACAACGUCGCUAAGAAAUGUGGCAAACCAUUAGUGCUCGUUGCUGACGUCACUAAAGAUGAAGACGCCAAAAGAAUCGUUGAUGAGACGGUUAAAGUUUAUGGCAAAAUUGAUAUCUUAGUGAAUAACGCUGGUAUCGGUGGAUCAGCCAGUAUUCAAGCUGAGCACGCAAUGGCAGUAUUUGACAAGGUAAUGGCCACAAACCUCCGCUCAGUGGUUUACAUAACUCAUCUUGCUGCUCCUCAUCUUGUGAAGACAAAAGGAAAUAUUAUCAACAUCUCAAGCGUUGCUGCAUUAAGAGUAUUUUCUAAAGAGUCUUUCGCAUACAGCACAUCGAAAGCAGCUCUGGAUCAUUUCAGCAGAGCUAUUGCACUUGAGCUCGCAUCAAGCGGUGUCCGCGUAAAUACCGUCAAUCCAGGACCUGUGUUGACUGACAUUAUAGAAAAUAUGGGUGCAUCGAAGGAACAGGUAGAAGCUGGGUUCAAACGUAUGCAGAAUUUGACAGCCUUGAACAGGAUUUCUGAGCCUGAAGAAAUAGGUGACCUUGUUUUGUUUUUGGCUUCAGAUAAGGCCAAAGCGAUAACUGGAUCGACGUUUGUAACCGAUAACGGAGUGUUGGUAGAUAGUAAAGGACUACAAUAAAUAAUUUCAUUUUUA